This is a messenger RNA of Iphiclides podalirius (scarce swallowtail), 423 nucleotides long. Lineage: Eukaryota; Metazoa; Arthropoda; Insecta; Lepidoptera; Papilionidae. The record is from the annotation of a GenBank genome assembly.
AUGUUGGAGUUUGCUAAAAAGGAAAUCUGCGCUUUUCUUAAUAAGAACAGCAUCAAUGAAUUAGUAUUUAUUCCUUAUGCACAAAACAAUUUUAAUGAGUACACCAAAAAAAUAAAAGAUAUUAUUGAUCCAUGGGGUUUCUCCGUGACAGCUAUAGGGUUAGUGCCAUUUAAUAUUAAUCCACACUAUAUUGACAAGAAUGAAAAUGAAACUCAUAAAGGUGAAACAAGAGAUCAGAGAAUUAAUGAAUUUAUUGACAUGCCAUAUGCUAAAGCAGUUUUAGGCUUAAGAGAAGGCUCUAUUCUACAUAUAGAUGGUAAUUCAUUAACAAUAAAAGGAGUUGCUGGUGCAGUAUUGUUCAAAAAGGGACAGAAAAAAACAGAGUAUUGUGUAGGUGACAAUGUGUCAUUUUUAUUUGAAGAA